AUGCUAAGGAAAGGAUUUUCGCACCUCCAUAUUCUGAACCGCUGGCAAGGCAGUAUUACUUACUCGGGAAGUCUGGAGGGAUACAUAUCAAAGAAGCUGAGCAUGAUGCGUGCAGCUGGACUGAACGAGAAGCGCUGCAUCGUCCGGGAAAAUCUCAAUCUUUACAACAGCGUCGCCACUCUAUGCACAUACGCCAGUUCAGGGCUGCCGUCGAGGGAGGACAUCGUUGAAGCCACCAAAGCUUGCAUCUCCGAACAUGCAGCACUCAGCAUUGUGAUUCAAGAUGCCGAUACUGAGCAGCCGAAGAUCAGCCGAGCUGAAACGAUAGAUGUCGACCAUCAUAUCGACUUCUUGGACGCAGGUGGAACACCGUCAGAGUUGGAAGCAAUUCUCUCAAAAUCACACAAUGAGCCAGUGACCGUCCAUCAUAACCAACCGCAAUGGCGCCUGAUCAUCGCAACCCCCGAGACUAGAAGUGGUCCUUGGACAGGAUUCCAUGCCGCAUUUGUCUGCUCGCACAACCUCAUGGACGGGAUGUCUGGAUAUGCGUUUCACCGCACCUUCUCACGCUCGCUCAACAACCCAAAGCCUAAAAUCGCGCAAGUCAGCAGCACAUACGAAGUCCCUCGCGAUCUCAAGCUCCUACCACCAAUGGACGCCCGUCUCAGCAUAUCCUGGUCCUAUCUCCUCGGUCCCGUAAUCAAAGAAUACUUUCCCUCAACCCUAUCCAACCUCCUGGGUUUCAGCUCAGACAACACACCAUCUGACGCUUGGCUCGGCGCCAAAAGUCGACCAGCCCUCCCCUCCGACUCCAAAUUCCCUCCAACAUCCCUCCAUCUAACCUCAGUCCCCGCCUCAACGCUCAAAAACACCUUAUCCGCAUGCAGAAACCACUCAACCCGCCUAACAGCCUUCCUCCAACACCUCUUCGCCCGAGCUUUAAGCAGAGCCCUCACAAAACGUGGUGAAACCCACACCACAUUCCUCUCACAAACACCCAUCGAUCUCCGCCGUGCUCUAGGCCAAGCACAGAAUCAACCAAUGGCUAACUACUCUUCCGCACUCACCGAAACAAUCAAAAUACCCCCAUCCCUCCUCUCAACUCCUGCUCUCGCAGAAACAGAAUGGACAUCAAUCCAGAAAUUAACUUCCAAACUCGCCGCCGCAGCCUCGACAACAAAAGAUCAUCCCGUCGGUCUCCUGAAAUACUUGUCGAAUUUCCGGGAGUGGACGAUCAGGAAGUCGAAAUGUCGUGCAGAUGUGAGUUUUGAGAUUAGUAAUUUGGGGGUUUUCUUCGAUGAUGGUGAUAAUGGAGGGGAAACAAAAAAAUAUCGAGUUGAGAAUAUGAUCUUCUCGCAAUCUGCAAACGGGACUGGACCACCGUUUUGUGUGAGUGUAGCGAGCGCGAAGGAUGGCGCGUUGAUGUUGAGUGUGACUUGGUGGGAGGGGAUGUUGGGUGUUGAUGAUGAGAAGGAGUUUAUACGAGAGAUUUGUGAGGAUAGAGCGACCUCUGGCCAGCCAUGAUAAUGUAUGAUGGGGUAUCUACUGACAAUCUAUCGCCUCUCAGUGCUGUUCAUCUCGUCUCGUCCAUCACCAGUAUGCCACCCGAUCACGCCCGAACGCCUCGCUAGAUAUGAUUGAGCGACGCGACAUCCGGUCGUACUACGAACUGGUAGUCGUGUUCUUGCUCAACUUCACGUGACCUAUCGUGUGAUCAUGGUGCCUGCUGCCCUCAAGGUCUGCCUGGGAGCAAUUCGGUUCCGCCAGUGUUGUAGAUGACGAAGGCGCUUCUGAAUUCCCGUCCUUUUGCGACGCCAAGUCCUCCUUGCUGGCAUCUUUCGUCGAAGAAGACUUGCUGGGGAUUAGUUUCCCUAGCUUGGUCCCAAUCGGGGGUCGAUCGUGAUUGAAACCUUCGGCGAGCUGCCUUCCGUCAGGUCCGGUGCUCUGUACUGUAUCCAACUCG
Messenger RNA from Pseudocercospora fijiensis CIRAD86, 1963 nucleotides. RefSeq lists its product as uncharacterized. The transcript has 5 exons. Bases 1 to 1524 code for a protein of 507 amino acids. Lineage: Eukaryota; Fungi; Ascomycota; Dothideomycetes; Mycosphaerellales; Mycosphaerellaceae. The record is from RefSeq and is a predicted model, not a curated record. Gene Ontology annotation, molecular function: N-acetyltransferase activity.